Molecule: messenger RNA, 1980 nt
Organism: Delphinapterus leucas (beluga whale)
Lineage: Eukaryota; Metazoa; Chordata; Mammalia; Artiodactyla; Monodontidae
Source: RefSeq, a predicted model, not a curated record
GACGGGCCCGAGGCGGGCGCGCCCGGGGUGGCCGUGGCCCCCGGCCCGCUGCCGCUGCUGGAGCCCGACGUGAGCCCCCCGCCGCCGCCUCGGCCAUCGCCGCCCGACGUGUUCGCGGGCUUCGCGCCCCACCCCGCGGCCCUGGGUCCCCCGACGCUGCUGGCCGAGCAGAUGAGCGUGAUCGGCAGCCGCAAGAAGAGCGUGAACAUGACCGAGUGCGUGCCCGUGCCCAGCUCCGAGCACGUCGCCGAGAUCGUGGGUCGCCAGGGGUGCAAGAUCAAGGCUCUGCGCGCCAAGACGAACACGUACAUCAAGACGCCGGUGCGUGGGGAGGAGCCGGUCUUUAUCGUGACCGGCCGCAAAGAGGACGUGGAGAUGGCCAAGCGUGAGAUCCUGUCGGCCGCCGAGCACUUCUCCGUGAUCCGCGCCACGCGCAGCAAGGCAGGCGGGCUGCCCGGUACCGCGCAGGGCCCGCCCAACCUGCCGGGACAGACCACCAUCCAGGUGCGCGUGCCCUACCGCGUGGUGGGGCUGGUGGUGGGCCCCAAGGGCGCCACCAUCAAGCGCAUCCAGCAACGGACGCACACGUACAUCGUGACGCCCGGGCGCGACAAGGAGCCGGUGUUUGCUGUGACGGGCAUGCCCGAGAACGUGGACCGGGCGCGCGAGGAGAUCGAGGCCCACAUCACGCUGCGCACGGGAGCCUUCACUGACACCGGGCCCGACAGCGACUUCCACUCCAACGGCACCGACGUCUGCCUGGACCUGCUCGGGGCAGCCGCGGGCCUCUGGGCCAAGGCCCCCAACCCGGGCCGCCGGCCCCCCGCGCCCACGGCCAGCCUCCGGGGGGACGCUGCUCUGGGCACCCCGGGGGGCCCCGAGGCCUUCUAUGCGGGCGGCCGAGGGGGGCCGACCAUGCCGGUGCCGGACGCGGACCCCACCAGCCCCUAUGGCGCCUCGGGCAACGGAGGCUUCACCUUCGGUGGGGACGGUCCGGGGGCCCCCGCGGGGCCACCCGCCCCCGAGGACUGCGACUUCGGCUUCGACUUCCUGGCGCUGGACCUGACCGUGCCCACCGCGGCCACCAUCUGGGCGCCCUUUGAGCGGGCCCCGCCCCUGCCCGCCUUCAGCGGCUGCGCCGCCGUCAACGGGGCCCCCGCGCCGCCCGCCCCGGGCGCCCGGCGCAGCAGCGGGGCUGGCACACCACGACACUCGCCCACGCUGCCCGAGCCCGGCGGCCUGAGCCUGGAGCUCCCGCUGGCCCGCCGCGCUGCGCCCGACCCGGUGGGCGCCCUGCCCUGGCGGCCCCCGCAGGGCUCCCUGGCAUCCUUCUCGAGCAGCGCCAGCUUCUCCACGGCCACCUCGCUGCCCGGCAGCUCCUCGGCCUCCUCGUGCUCCGCGCUGGACUCGAGCGCCUCGGAGAGUGGCCGCAAGCCCCAGGCGGCCCCGGCCCCCAACGCCCCCGCCUCCACGGCCCUGGCGCGGGAGUGCGUUGUGUGUGCAGAGGGUGAGGUGAUGGCCGCGCUGGUGCCCUGCGGCCACAACCUCUUCUGCAUGGACUGCGCCGUCCGCAUCUGCGGCAAGAGCGACCCCGAGUGCCCAGCCUGCCGCACACCUGCCACCCAGGCCAUUCGCGUGGAGACAGCGACCCGGCGGCCCAGCGACACCUCAGUUCUUAACAAAUGACAGUAUUGAGUCGACAGGUUAAAAUAAACCAGAGAGAAAAGGCCUGCUUGCACUUUUUAUUUAAGACACCCCCCCCCCCUCCCCAGGGUGAUCUUUUUAAGGAAAAAAAAACAACACGAUUUUUACAACUCUCCCAGUUGUCCUUUUGUACGUAGCUGAUACCGAUUUGACAGUGUUUGUUUUCCCACGGCCUCAACCUCUGCAGAAACUUCCAGAAGGACGGCUCCCUUUUUGGGGCCAACUGGUUACCCUUUAGUAUGUAAGCCGCGCGCAGGCUUGAGGGGGGCUGGGUGG